Molecule: messenger RNA, 2927 nt
Organism: Carassius carassius (crucian carp)
Lineage: Eukaryota; Metazoa; Chordata; Actinopteri; Cypriniformes; Cyprinidae
Gene: cbfa2t3
Product: CBFA2/RUNX1 partner transcriptional co-repressor 3
Exons: 12
Coding region: 883-2772 (629 amino acids)
Biological process (GO): DNA-templated transcription; negative regulation of DNA-templated transcription
Cellular component (GO): nucleus
Molecular function (GO): transcription corepressor activity
Source: RefSeq, a predicted model, not a curated record
CAGAAGGGUCAUUAGACAACACACCAGCUUCCAACCACUGACAACGACACAAAUAAACCAAAACGCGAGAUGGUGCAGAGCGAACCAACGCAGAAUGUGUAGCAUCGGUUAACUGGGACACGAAUGAAGUUUUUAAUGGACCGUUUUUUCGCGUUCAGUGUGGAGGGAGUUCGCGACGAGCAGUUGGAGUAUUAACGGGAAGAUCUCCGAAACACUCUCUCUGUCUGAAUCAUUUCUGUAGACGAGGACUUGCAGGAUUUACAAGAGACAAUAUUCUACUUGGAAACAUGGAGCAUCAGUGGCAAUAUUGAAAAACAUCUUCUAUAUUAAAGGAGGGAUCACGGACAUCUACUGUGGAAUACGAAAUUAAAACCAUCAAGAGCGCAAGAUCUGAGUUGGAGGACUUUGCGUUUUUUUUUUUUUUUUUGUGUGUGUGAUUUGAGAAAUCGAAGCGAACUUUUUUUUCGCCCUGUGCAUUUUUACUAAGAAAUUUGUUAACAUCUUUCAAGAUUUCGACAUUUUAAAGGAACGUUAUACCAAAGUCUCACUAAAGCUCCGCUGUGUUCUAGCUUUCUAUGAUAUAUUCUCGAUUUCUUGAAAUUGAAGUACCUCAUUAUUUAUUACUAUAACGAAAAGUCAACAUCGCGUGCAAUCCAAAGGAGUUCAGAACUCUCUCUCUCUCUCUCUCAGACACUGUUUGAUAACACAGCAUAUAUACGCUUUUUAUUCAUUUUGGAAAGUUCACACCUUUAUCCGUAAAAAUCGAGGCGUAAGAAUCUCUGUUUAUUUCUGUUUUUAUUUUUCGCGUGGAUUACUUUUUGCUGCAAAUACCUCAGUUUGACUUCGACCUUCAAAAGUAGCACAGGACAGAAGGCUGGAACGAUGCCAGAUUCACCCGCUGAUGUCAAAACCCAGCCCAGGUCAACUCCACCCACAAUGCCUCCUCCACCCCCUGCUGUCAGCCAGGCAGCCAAUCGCAACGCAUCAUUUACACCCACAACAAUGCUGAACGGGAGCAGUCACUCCCCCACGGCUCUAAACGGAGCUCCCUCAACCCCCAAUGGCUUCAGCAAUGGACCGGCUACUUCCUCUACCGCUUCUCUGCCCACUCAGCAGCUUCCCCCUGCCUGCGGAGCCCGACAACUCUGUAAGCUUAAGCGUUUCCUCACCACACUGCAGCAGUUUGGCAACGACAUCUCGCCCGAGAUUGGAGAACGUGUACGCAGCCUGGUGCUGGGGCUAGUGAACUCAACUCUAACCAUUGAAGAGUUCCACUCCAAACUUCAGGAAGCCACAAACUUUCCCUUGCGUCCCUUUGUCAUUCCAUUUCUCAAGGCUAACUUGCCCCUCCUGCAGAGGGAGCUGCUUCACUGUGCUCGGAUGGCUAAGCAGACUCCAGCCCAGUAUCUGGCCCAGCACGAACAACUGCUGUUGGAUGCCAACGCCAGCUCUCCCCUGGACUCCUCCGAGAUCAUGCUGGAACUCAAUGAGCAUGGCAAGAGACGUACCCCGGACAGGACCAAAGAGAGUGCAGUGGACAGGGAUGGCUUGCACCCAGAGCACCUGGCCAAACGUCCAUGUACAGUGAGCCCCAGUCAGCGCUUCAGUCCAAGCAGUGGUUUACCUGCUCACCCUCCCCCCAACGGCCUACCAACGCACCCACCCAAUGGACUUCCACAUCCUAACCCUCCUGCCCCACAGCACUACCGUUUGGAAGACAUGGCACUUGCCCACCACUACAGAGACGCUUACAGACACGCAGAGCACAGGGACGUCCGGGAUCGUCACCGGCAAACAGCCGUGCAUGGAGCACGUCAAGAGGAAGUGAUUGAUCAUCGGCUGACAGACCGCGAGUGGGCUGAGGAAUGGAAGCACCUCGAUAACUUGCUGAACUGUAUCAUGGAUAUGGUGGAGAAGACGCGGCGUUCCCUCACCGUGCUGCGGCGCUGCCAGGAGGCGGACCGUGAGGAGAUGAACCACUGGAUCCGUCGCUAUAGCGAUGUGGAGGAUAUGAAAAAAGGUGGGAGCUCCACCCAGCGGCCUCCUCCUCUUCCUCCCCACCACAACUCUUCCUCCUCCAACACUCCUAACAGCAGCGACACACAACCGCUAGAAAUCCACAGAGACUUCCUACACCGGCCCCCGUCAGGCUACCUACCCGAGGAGAUCUGGCGGAAGGCUGGUGCUACAAGUAUCCCGCUCUCGCCAGCAUUAAAGCAACUUCAGAACAAGCAGGAGGAGGCAGUAAAUGAAGUGAAGAGACAGGCCAUGUCAGAGCUGCAGAAGGCGGUGUCGGAUGCUGAGAGGAAAGCUCAUGAGAUGAUCUCUGCUGAGCGCUCCAAGAUGGAGAGAGCUCUGGCCGAGGCUAAGAGACAGGCCUCUGAGGAUGCGCUGACUGUCAUUAACCAACAGGAGGACUCCAGUGAAAGCUGCUGGAACUGUGGUCGCAAGGCUAGCGAGACUUGCAGCGGAUGCAACACUGCGCGCUACUGUGGCUCUUUCUGUCAGCACAAGGACUGGGAGAAGCACCAUCACGUAUGUGGCCAGGGCCUGCCCGGGAGUAGCAGCAUGCCACUCGGGACACCAUCUACCACCUCCAUCUCCUCCUCAUCAAGUGUGCCCCCCACACACUCCGAGAGCACCCCUCCAGGCCCCUUGUCCCUGGUAGGGCAAACCAGCAGCAGUGGCAGUCCCAAGGAAGCGAGCUCCAGCAGCGUUUCUCGCUCAACCACUCCAGCAACACCCGCCCUGAUGGAUUCCUCAUCCCGCUGACUGAAGAACCCCAAAUCUUAACCCAUGCUCAGCCACAUCUACUGCUGCUACAGCAUCCUUCAUCCAAAACAAGCAGAGGAACCUCCACCAUACUUAACUUCCUCUCAAAAUGAACUACAGCAACCUGGCUUUCACAUCUACAUUAAGAUCUUUUC